AUGACGUUGGAGGCGAAGUGGGCCGCCACCGUGGCGGGUCUUUCUCUGCUGCUCGGCCGCACAACCGAUUACGAGGCGGAGGCCAAUCCACGGGAUGCCGCAUGGCGCCGGUGGGAGCUCGUAAAGCAGUUGAUUCAAUCUGUCAAACCCAGUCUAUCCCACUCUCAAAGUCGGGGUGAAGAUUCAUCAACGUCUUUUGUACCGCCUAAUGAGGAUCGUGACCCCAUUACUAUGCUUUACCACUUGCUUUGCAGGGAUUCGGCAGAAUUUCAGCAGAGCCUCAUACUAUCGUGCUGCGUUCAGUUAAACGACAAGAAGGAGGAUGGGCUUUCUCCCGUGGAUUUAAUCUCUACUUCAUCUUUGCUUCAGCUCUUCUUGAUGUUUUCUCAAGAGGUUGACUUUUUCGAUCAGUCUACUUCCGUAAAGAGGUUUUUAAUCGCAUGGGAUCAACCUCAGAUGGGGGACGAUGAGGGUCCACCUGCAAUUUCCCUUACGAGACGCUUGUUAACCCAUAUUGAUGGCCGUGUGGUACCCCUCUUGCUAUUGGUUUCUCGAGUCCUUUCGCAACUAUCAGGUUAUUGCUUGGUUGGGGCGCUCUUGACCACCCGAAGCCAAUUGCUUGAUCAACUAUUAGAUGAGGAAAAAGAGGCUCAGUUGCUUCCUUUUAUGAGCUACGCCACGGUGAACUCGGUGGCUAUGGAGGGAUUUGUGAGUCACAUCUUGUCUGAAGGCAUCCCCUCCCUUCAGAAUGUAAUUCUUCCAGUGGUUUCGAAUGGGGUGUCUGAUCGGGAGCUACUGCAACUUUACAAAGACAACCAAAUCUAUCGAGAGCAUCUGGAGACGUUAUUGAGUAAUAUAGAGAAUAAGAAAAUUAGGAGCCACCCAAACGGCUCUGGCUAG
Phytomonas sp. Hart1 is the source of this 900-nucleotide messenger RNA. NCBI's taxonomy places the organism in Eukaryota, Euglenozoa, Kinetoplastea, Trypanosomatida, Trypanosomatidae. The record is from the annotation of a GenBank genome assembly.